ACACGCCCCUUCGCUGAACUAUUUUCUAGACAGUCGUUCGAGUAUUGGAAGAGAUUCCAAGUAUAGCAUACAGUACGGGUGCAACUAAAUACUGCUGACCACUUCUGCACAUAUAGGUCUCCUCACAAGCUUCCAAAGUGCCAUCGAAAGAGAUUCAAAAUGUCUAUGGCGGGCUAUGGGAGGCGACAUGAUUGAUUUAGGCAUUAUCAACUUGAAGUAUAUUGAUGCGUUACUCAAUGAGGGGACAAAACUCUGCCUGGCAAAAGAUCUGCUUUCCUCUGACUUCUUUCCCUUUCACUCAUCCAUGCCUGACUCUAACAUAGGUUGACAUUGAACAUGUCGAUCGAAGGACGCAUGGACCACGAAGGUAAAGGUGAGUCACCAUGACAUGCCAAUUUCAGUAGUGCCAUCCCCGUGCCAUGACCAAUGACUACUAUAGUUUUCGCAUGAUACACCAUGCUAAAAAUGAACAUCAGUUUAUCACUUCACGGGGACGUCGGAUCUCCCGGAUUUGUGGCUAAUGUACACUCAUCCUAAUUAAUCCUGCAGUCUUCUAUCGCACGCUCAACAUGUGACAAAGAUCAACUCGUAUCCUUGUAAUUAUGCAUGGGCCUGCGUAGAGGAACCAUUACCUCCGAAAGUCUCUAGCACGUCAGCUAUCUCACUUGGAAAAAUUUACGUGUUGCUAUAGCGCUCUUCAGACCAGUAUGUAGCGAGCAAGAUGCACUCUCCGAACCGACCGUUUGAUCACGCACAGGAGAGCUGAAGGUACUUAUACCCAUAAACUCAAUGCCUCAACAACACCUCAGGAAAAUACCAAUAUACCACCCCGACAACAUAGCGUCUGUGCAUACACUCAAUGGCGUCCACCACGGCCACAUACAAACUCGCUGAUCUCAUUCCUCUUGUCCCUCUUCACGGUCGUACGAACCCUCAUUAUGCCGCUGCCGCCGCGGAGUCCUCGAGAUGGGUUCUCAGCUUUAACGUCUUCUCCGGUAGAAAACGGGAAUUUUUUGCUCAAAGCCGAAGCGAACUCUUGUGUUCACAUGCCUACCCCUACGCUGGCUACGAGGAACUCCGGACUUGCUGCGACUUUGCCAAUAUUCUCUUCACCGUCGACGAGAUCAGCGAUGAGCAAACCGGAAAGGAUGCCUAUCAAACUGGCUAUGUCCUUUUGAAUGCUUUACGCGAUCCCGAUUUCAACGACGGUUCCGUCUUGUGCACUAUGACCAAGCAGUUCAGAGCACGUCUGUUCCCCCGCAUGGGACCAGCUUGCUACCGACGAUUUAUUAAACAUGCAGAGGAUUACGUCAAUGGCUUCACCAGGGAAGCUGAAUAUCGGGAACUUGGUGUUGUGCUCGACAUGGCUUCCUAUGAAGUACUCCGUCGGGAGAACAGCGCCGUCCGUUUUUUCUUCGGACUAUUUGGCUAUGUCUUAGGACUCGACCUCCCUGAUGAGGUCUUUCAUCACCCCGUCAUGAUGGAAAUGCAUCUUGCUGCGGUAGACACGGUUUGCUGGUCCAAUGAUCUCUACUCUUACAACAUGGAGCAGGCCAUGGGUCACACCGGGAACAACAUCAUGACUGUACUCAUGAAGGAGAAGAAUCUUGACCUUCAAGGUGCCGCCGAUUACGUCGGUGAAUACUUCAAAGUGCUGGUUGAUCGGUUCUUCGAUAACAAAUCACGUCUUCCUUCGUGGGGAGCCGAAAUAGAUCAUAUAGUUGACCAAUUCGUCAUGGCCAUGGAGAGUUGGAUGAUUGGAAAUCUGGAAUGGAGCUUCGACAGUGAGCGAUACUUUGGGCCUCAGCACGAGAAGGUGAAGGAGAUGUUGAUUGUUGAGUUGAGCCCAAAUAGGGUUUAAGUCAGACUUGUCUGAUACUACAUUUCUCCGGGCUAUUUCAUGUCAGGUUUCGCGCAUUUAUAAUAGCAUCUCCCUGUGCACAUGUGUUCUUACCUCGCAGAGCAGAUCAAGGUAGUAUACUGUAUUCGUGAUAACCUAGAUAGGUACCAAUGCACUUAUCUUUGCGAGC
Molecule: messenger RNA, 2030 nt
Organism: Somion occarium
Lineage: Eukaryota; Fungi; Basidiomycota; Agaricomycetes; Polyporales; Cerrenaceae
Source: the annotation of a GenBank genome assembly